Messenger RNA from Clarias gariepinus (North African catfish), 1766 nucleotides. It is a transcript of the gene pnpo, whose product is annotated as pyridoxamine 5'-phosphate oxidase. Gene Ontology annotation, molecular function: FMN binding; pyridoxamine phosphate oxidase activity. The coding region runs from base 7 to 846 and encodes 279 amino acids. NCBI's taxonomy places the organism in Eukaryota, Metazoa, Chordata, Actinopteri, Siluriformes, Clariidae. The transcript is spliced from 7 exons. Gene Ontology annotation, biological process: pyridoxine biosynthetic process; pyridoxal 5'-phosphate biosynthetic process. The record is from RefSeq and is a predicted model, not a curated record.
GACAGCAUGAGACGCUUGUUCAGCUUCAGCGCAGUGAAGUUUAGCAGCGUAUCGGCACAGAUCUUUCCGCCUGCUUUAAUUUGUCAGUCAGUUUCCCACCGAGCUGUUUUUAAUUCACUGUAUCUCUCGACAAAAUCCACGGAAGACAACAUGAACUUGGAUUUGAGUGACAUGAGAAAGAAAUAUAAAGGCGACGAGGAGUCUUUUGAAGAAGAUCAGCUCGUUUCUCUUGACCCUAUUAAGCAGUUUGGCGAGUGGUUUGAUCAAGCAACAAAGUGUCCUGAAAUUGGUGAGGCCAAUGCCAUGUGCCUUGCAACAGCAACCAACGACGGAAGACCUUCUGCUAGAAUGGUGCUGCUGAAAGGUUACAGUCACGAGGGCUUCCGCUUCUUCACAAACUAUGAAAGCCGUAAAGGUAAAGAACUGGAGAUAAAUCCCCAUGCUUGUCUUGUCUUUUACUGGGAACCACUGACCAGGCAGGUUCGUAUUGAAGGCACUGUUGAGAAAAUCACACGUCAGAAUUCUGCUGAGUAUUUUCAUUCGAGACCCAAGAGCAGUCAGAUUGGUGCAGUUGUCAGCCGGCAAAGCAGCGUGAUACCUGACAGACAGCACCUAAGAGAAAAGAAUGCUGAGUUGGAGGAGAAUUACAAGGACUCCGAGGUUCCCAUACCUGAUUACUGGGGUGGCUACAUCGUCAAGCCAUACCUGAUCGAGUUCUGGCAAGGCCAAACCAACCGACUGCAUGAUCGUAUUGUUUUCACAAGAGUCAAGGAGGGUGAGCCUGAACUUCAAGAGAUGCAGCAUCAGGCUGAGGGAGGUUGGGUUUACCACCGGUUAGCACCUUGAUAGCAAAGCAUUCUGAACAGGAAAGUUAACUCAAAUUCUAAAGGAAAUACAGUACAUUGGGAAGUUUGGUAAAACAUAGAUUUUGUGUUUUAAGUUAAGAUUUUUGUGAUUGACCAUUUUGCCUGUUAGAAAGUUGUACUACUGCAUUACCUGUUUUAGACAAAUUGUUGUUGUACCCAAAAAAAUAGUUUAAAUAUUAAGUCUGUAAUGUUUGGGUUUGUAUGUAUGUAUGUGUUACAACCUAGACAUCAUAAACUGUAACACAAACAAAAGCAGGAGACAUCAUGGUACAUUGAAUUAGAUUAAGUUUUUUUUCUGUCAAACGUUGAUAUGUAACUAUUUAUGCAGCAAAGCAAUUAUUUUCCAUAAUUAUAACAUAAAACUGAUCCAGCAUCACUGUAAUUUUCAAAGAACAGUAUGAAAACAGCUUUGGUUUGUUAUUGUGCUAAUUUGCACAUCCGUAUUGCAAAAAAGAAUAUGGUUAUGACAAUACACUCUGCUGCUGUAUUGAGUAAUAUUCAGUGUAGAUCAUUGCAUCAUUUCAAGUUAAAAUACAAUUUGCAAGUUGAAAUACAAAAAGGUGAUGAGUCAGACAGAGCUACUGGUUUUUCCUUUCACUUGCCCUCAGUACUACGCUAAGUGCCCUCAGAUAUUGCCAAGCAGUUAGUUAGCCAGUAGAUGGCACUGCUCAAGCAAACACUCAACAGUUAGCCCCAUGUGCAGUUUAUUGUACAGUUAGAACAGUGUAUCAUCUCGCUGUUGUGUCUGUCUUGUUUUUUUUAUUAUUAUUAUUAUUAGGGUCAUUAGAUAAAACAGUAGGCAAAUAAUAAGCAACACCAGCACCAAAAUAGAUCUGUUGUAUUUAAACAUAGAAUAUUUGCCCUUCGUUAAUGUCCUGGUGCAUUAAACACUAAAAAUGA